GCCACAGCAGCUGCUGCUGCCGCCGCCGCCGCCGCCACCGCCGAAGCUGCCUCUGUACUGGCUGCUUGGAGGCUGGAAGCUGGAACCGAGCUGGGAGGAGGCUAAGACGCGCACCCUGGCUCCCGGGAACCCUCCCCUGUUCUCAUGGAGCACACACACUUCCAUCUCGCCAACAGCUCGUUCCUCUCGCACCACCGCUAUGCCUGCGGCUUGGGCUUUCUGCCGGUGGUCUACUACAGUCUCCUGCUCUGCCUUGGCUUGCCAGCUAACAUCCUAACUGUGAUCAUCCUGUCCCAGCUAGUGGCACGUAGACAGAAGUCAUCCUAUAACUAUCUCUUAGCCCUUGCUGCUGCUGACAUCAUGGUCCUCUUCUUCAUUGUGUUUGUAGAUUUUUUACUGGAAGAUUUUAUCUUAAACAAACAAAUGCCUCAUGUCCCAGACAAAAUCAUAGAAGUCCUGGAAUUUUCUUCCAUUCACACCUCCAUUUGGAUUACCGUCCCAUUAACUAUUGACAGGUAUAUUGCAGUCUGCCAUCCACUCAAAUACCACACUGUCUCCUAUCCAGCUCGUACUCGGAAAGUCAUCAUAAGUGUUUAUGUUACCUGCUUUCUGACCAGCAUUCCAUAUUACUGGUGGCCCAAUAUAUGGAUCGAAGACUAUAUCAGCACCUCUAUGCACCACGUCCUCAUCUGGGUUCAUUGCUUCACCGUCUACCUGGUGCCCUGCUCCAUUUUCUUCAUCUUAAAUUCUAUCAUCGUAUACAAGCUUAGACGAAAGAGCAAUUUCCGACUCCGUGGCUACUCCACAGGAAAAACCACCGCCAUCUUGUUCACCAUCACCUCCAUUUUUGCCACACUUUGGGCCCCCAGAAUCAUAAUGAUCCUAUAUCACCUUUAUGUGUCACCUAUCCACAAUAGCUGGUUGGUGCAUAUUAUAUCAGACAUUGCUAACAUGCUGGCCCUGCUGAACACUGCGAUCAACUUCUUCCUCUAUUGUUUUAUCAGCAAGCGAUUCCGAACCAUGGCAGCAGGAACACUCAAAGCUUUCUUUAAGUGUCAAAAGCAGCCUGUCCAGUUCUAUACCAAUCAUAAUUUCUCAAUAACCAGUAGUCCCUGGAUUUCACCAGCCAACUCCCACUGUAUCAAAAUGUUGGUUUAUCAAUACGAUAAAAAUGGGAAACCUAUAAAAGUAUCCCCAUGACCAGCAAGCUAUUUCCACUUCUGCUCCAUUUAGUGGGGCUCUGAGAUCUUCACAUUAUGCUUCCUGAAACUUCUCUUCUCAAGAGUGGCAACCAGAUUUCAUGUUUCUGUAGCCUGAGAGAACUAGUAGAAUGAAUCCAUAUUAGGCUGGUAGAAAAGGAAGAGAAGCAUGAUUUUAUUUUUGGGGGGGCAAGUCAUGCUGAGAGCAAAAGUCCCUGCCAGUUUGACACCUCUGGAAGGCAGGAGUAUACUGCUCUUGGGUCUAUAUGGACCCAUAGCAUUUAAAAAAUAGUAUAUGGUCAAGUCUCAGCACUCUAUGUGGUCACUGGGAAUGACUCUUUUUUUUUUAUACCAACACACCCAAGACCCAGUAGUGCUUAAUUGAUACUACCCAUUCUUUAUUCAAAGAGCUUAGGUAAUCUCUUCAUCAUGCUAUUCCUAGCUCCUAAGAUUGAAUGUUUCUGCAUUUUUCAAGGUGUUGUUUGCAUUUUGUGCACUUACCUAAAAAGGGAUUGUUGACUUGACAUAUCCCCACUCAUCAGUCACUGGUGCUAAAGAUGACACUUCGGGAAAUAGAAGCAUCUUUACCCAUCCUUCUCACUCCUGCUAGGCUCUCUUGGAAAAAGCUCUGAAACAAAAUGCUUUCUGUUCAUAUAUCCUGGGCAACCAAGAAGCAUCCCCACAAACUAACCUUAUGUAUAGAUUUUUUUCAUCACAUUCAAGACAAAGGAUCUUUCUGGCAAGUAAAAGAAAAGGAAGAUUUCUUGAGUCCAAAACAACAACAAAAAAGCAAACCAUUGCCAUUAGUUUUCACUGGAUUUUCCAGAGGACUCAUGAGUUUGUGGAAUUCUACAUAGAUACAGCUCUCUGCUUUAUUUUAUCUAAAAGGAUUGUCAUGUUGGGUUUUUUUCAAAACUCCAAAUAAGCUUUUUAAGCUUAGAAUUCCAAGUUUGCUCUUCAUGAAAGCCAUGUAGCAAUGAAAACAAGAUCCACAGUUCUUCUUGUACAGACAUUCUCUAAUUUGCUUUAUAUGAGGUGAUAAAAAAAUGGACCAAAUAUUUUGGGCUCAAGUCCCCCAAGAUUUAAAUAAAGACAAAAUCCACUCUCCCUGACAAUUCAUAUGUAUAGUCAGCUUUCCCAAAUAGUAAACAGAAACUGUUAACAGAGAAACACACCUGCUUCUCUAUACUGGACUCCCAUUGUCCCUUAGGGUUAGUUCUGGUUUACAUCUGGACUGUUAUAAUGAUGAAAACCUAUUUCCCUGCAUUUCCCCAACAAGCACAAAUACAGUGUGUAAAUGAAUCAGGUUUUCCCUAUAAUAUCCUGCAAACAUAUACACAUACACACCCGCUUUGUUUAAGUUCAUAUGCAUCUAGUUCUCUGUUUCAAAAAAAAAGGUAAAUCCAUUCCAUCAAUCAAUCACUUUUCCAACAGUUUACCAUGCCAUGAAUGAAAUUCUAGGCCUGAAAGCCAUCCUAUUUAAGAAAAACUUCAGGUUGGUCCUUCCAAAAUGACUCUGAAAAUUCAAAAUGGGAUGCUUUUAUUAUAAAACAGGAUAAUCCUUGUUUUCUUGAGAAUCUAGUAAGGUUCUCACCAGAACAAAUUACCUUCAUGAUCUGUUUUAAAUCCAUUAAGGUCCCAAAGAAGAGUGUAUGUGUAUUUAAUUGAACAGGAUUUGCAAUAAAUGAAUGGGAAAAAGCCACUAUAUUGCAGUUAGUCCUGACUCCUCUACACAACCCAAAUUCCAAGGAGUGACUAUUUUUUACUGUUUCAGUCUUCAUGGACCUAACUAUUCCCCAUUAACCCCUUAAGUGAGUGCUUUCUUGUGGAUUUAUAUUUACCAAAGUGUAUUAACCCAUAAUAGGUCUAUUUAUUUUUUAAAUGUUUAGUGACAAGGAAUGCUAGUUUAAGUUUUAUGUGAAUGAGUUCAAGUGCAAUAUCUAUAAAGAUUAAGUGAUUCAUUUUUGUGAAUGUAUUUAUCAUGGAAAAAUAAUAUUUAUAUAAAUCCCACUGUUCUAUAUUAAUCACUAUUCACAUAUAAAAUUAAAUGUUGAGGUUUGGGGUUUUUUUAAGACUGAGCAUAAAGAAUGUUUUCCAUGUCCUUCAAUUUAUUAUUUUUCUUAACAAUAGAUAUUCUAUUGGCUAAUGGUGUCAUUGAUUUUCCUUUGAAUUAUAUUUUAUAUUUUGAUAAAUAAUAUUUAAAAGAGAUCUAAUUUUUUGUCAUUCUAUUGAGUUCUUACUCUAUGCUGGUUAGAAUUCAUGUGAAUGUCUUUGUGUGUCUCUUGAACAACCUUGUUAUGUCUCUCUUGUAUGUGUCUCUUGAACAAUUUUGCUUCAGAGAAAUUGAGGGCUUUAGCUUACUUAUUAUUAGUAAUGAUAAAAAUAAAUAAAUAAAUAAAUAAGGAUAAUAAAUACAUUGAAGACUUUUAUUUCAGGCCAGUUUGGGAAACAAAGCCUUGACUUGAGAAGUCUGCCACGUAGGAGCCACUGUCCAUGAUACUAAAGCUAUGGCCUUACUUUUGGUCCGUGAGGCUCCUUAGAAAGACUGCUAAUGAGCCAAACUCUUGCUAUAUGAUUUGUACCUCCUGUUGGGCAUAUAGUGAUGUUAAGCAAGCACACACUGUAUUUAUUAAACCACUUGGGAACUAGAAUGUCUUAGAGUGACAAGGAAUGGAAGAAAGAAGAAGAAAGAGAUAUUAAAGGAAAAAUGCAAAAAAAAAUCCACUCAAAGGAGUGAAUGUCUAUUGUGGUAACAUGUGCUUGAAAAAUGUGACUGUAUACUUAUUGUAGAGGGGCCAGUUGGGAAUGUCUGAAGUGACUAAGUGAGUUAAAUUGAAUUAUAGAUAUUCCAGGUCUAGGAAUAAGAAGUAUAUUUAAAUUAUAAAUGUUCAUAUUUUCUUAAGUAGAUACUAUAUUGUGUUUGGCACACUUGUUUGUAUUAAUAAUAAAUUUGGAUCUGGUGCAUA
Monodelphis domestica (gray short-tailed opossum) is the source of this 4165-nucleotide messenger RNA. RefSeq names its product G protein-coupled receptor 139 (gene GPR139). Gene Ontology annotation, biological process: phospholipase C-activating G protein-coupled receptor signaling pathway. Lineage: Eukaryota; Metazoa; Chordata; Mammalia; Didelphimorphia; Didelphidae. The record is from RefSeq and is a predicted model, not a curated record. Gene Ontology annotation, cellular component: plasma membrane. Gene Ontology annotation, molecular function: neuropeptide receptor activity.